Messenger RNA from Drosophila miranda, 2802 nucleotides. RefSeq lists its product as uncharacterized. The transcript has 5 exons. The record is from RefSeq and is a predicted model, not a curated record. The coding region runs from base 1638 to 2786 and encodes 382 amino acids. NCBI's taxonomy places the organism in Eukaryota, Metazoa, Arthropoda, Insecta, Diptera, Drosophilidae.
UGUUUUCACUUGACCCAUUAAUUUCUACCCCGUUUUUGUUGCACCACUCAUUGCUCAUACGAGGCGUCAUCUGGCCUGCACUCUAUAUUUUAUAUUCGACCGAAUGAUGGUCACGUACCAGCCCCGGAGUGCGGUGAACAUUUUUUAAUCACCCGGUGACGUGCUCGGGAGCUUACCCAACAAUUGUCCAGGGAAUAUCCAGCCCCAGCUCCAGUUCCAAUCUACCUCCAAGCGUCUUACAGUAGCGGUACUUCAGGGCUGAGGGGUAAGGAAAAAGAAUAUACAUACAUAUGUACGUAUUGAUACAUUAUUGAUGGAUCUGUAAAGUGAGGUAGGAUUUGAUUGCUAAAUAACAAGCACAAGAUCCGCAAAAUAUUUAACUUAUAUUACACGGAAUUUUGUGUGUGGUCUCUUAACAGUUAAUUCCUCUAUUAGUUACAUGGUUCUAUAUAAUAUGUUAUGUAUAGGAUAUAAAAAGAAGCCUAUAACAGCCUGGAAACCUUUUUCAUAGUAUAUACAUUAUUAAAAAUAUUUACAUAUUUUCCUAUCCUUAACCAGUAAGCUUUAAUAAUUGCAGAGAAUCGAAUAUUCGAUGAGCGGGAGCGGGAGAACCAAAGGAGCUCCUGUUCAGCCAUGGGCCAUGGUCAACCCAUAAUUUGCUGGUAAUUUAUCAAAAUCUAGAUUAUUAUCCUACUGAUGGAUUAUGCUGUGUGUGUCGAUUAGUAUAUACCUCAUAUUCUGAGGGUUCCACUCGCCCACCGGCACCACCCCAUAUAGCCACCUCAAAUCCCAUCCCCCCUUCCUUCAGGUGAACUUGCAUUUUAGAUGGACAAUGACCAGAUGUUAACAUUUGUAUACCCUGUACCUAGAGCAGACACGGCGUGUAUGGUAUUGUAGAGUCCGUUGGGGACACUUGGGGAAUGCUUGGAUGCCAGCGCCUAUUCAUAUGUUCUUAUGUGUGUCCUCUCAGAGGCGUCCGUUGGCUAUCUCUGACGACCAAUCACGCUCGCAUGAUCCGCUCUCUCGCUAUCGGUAUAGGAAAGGUUCCCCAAUGAAAAGUGGAAAAGAUAAUAAUUUGAAAAAUGCACCCUCACAGUUAACUGUGCCUUAUAAUGCUUUAUAAUAAUCAGAGUUACGGUAUCCCAUAGUAUAUGGGAUCUAGUAUAUGUAUGCUUCUAACCUGCAGUUGUUGUUGCAUUGUGCCAAUUCAGAACUUCCACAAAACUGAGGCACGAAAACAACAAUAAAUUGGAAAGCAAACACCAACCAGGUUGUUGACAACAUACACACACGCACACACACCACACGCGUGCACGUUCGCCGAGAGAGCCUCCUGCUCCUGCACCUGCCACCUGCCUCGGGGGGCGUCGUUGUUCUAAUGGUAGAGACGGGGGCUGGCGGCCUGGCCCCAUUUAAUGGUUAGCGCGAAAAAUAUUGUUGUUAUUGUGUUUUCCCUCAUAAGUGGACGGUUGGCGCGGAGCGGCGCGGACAAGGCAAAAGCUCAGUCAGUCACACUUUGGCAGGCGAGGACGAACCACGAACUAACGGACUUUCCCUCUGGUUCUGGGGUCCAAAAAUUGACCGACUACCCCGACUGGAACAUGUCAUAAGGUUUGGACAGAACCUUCGUGCAAUGAAUGAUGGGCUGCGGUUCGUCCAUGGAGACGCAAUCGAAUCCUGUUGUGACAGAGGUCAGCACAGAAUUCCGCCAGCAACAAAAUGGUGCCGCUGUAACGAACAUUAUCGAUGAAUAUGUACGACUGGACGAACAGAUCAGCAAGAUGGAGGGCAGUUGUCCGGGACCCAGAAUGGCCACCGCCGAGGCCUGGAUCGAGCAUCUGCAGGGCAAACAUGAUGCAAUGUUGGGUCUAGAUGGCAUGGAGGUGGCACAGCGUCGACAGGAAGAGCAGCAGGACACCGAAAUGGAGGCACUAACCCUGUCCAGUUACCCUGCCCAGAAACGGGACGGUAAUCAAAUUGUGGCAAACACGCCCACCAAAGACCUGGCCCAGCUUGCCUACAACCUCGGCGUGAUUGGCGACGCACGUAAAGCUUCCAUGCACGAGGAUUUCUUUGCCAAUCUGAGCGAAUCGGCGCUCUAUUUGCUCAGCAUUCGAUACUAUGGGGAACUGCUGGAGCACACCAAGGAGCGCCUGAAGACGCUCGCCGAGAGCUAUGCGGAGCUGAACGAGCUGUAUGUGAGGCAGGAUGGGAUCAUAGCGUACAUUAGUGGUGGCACCUACAUGACCCGCCUGGAGGAGACCAUCGACGAGCAGCUGGAGACGGCCCGCGAUACACGCGACAAACUGGGCAGUACCUUGGAGCAGUGGCGCAUCUGUGGACUCCUGCUCCGAGCAGCCGCCAACUCCUCCACGCAGGCACUAAAGCAGUGGCAACAGCUUAGUAGGAUCAUUGAUCCAAAACAAAAGCUGCAAUGGGCGCUGGACUGCCGGAGUCUGCUCCAUGCAUCAAUGAUCUCCCUGGAGGCUGCUCAGCUGGCCCUGCCCCACGUGGAGCUCAAAUACAUGAGUCAUCGCCAAGUGCUGGCCGUCAAACACUGCAACACCUACCUGAUCACGGACAUAGCCAACAAGGCACGUUACGAGCACACAAGCCGCGUCUUUUCCACCUACGAGGCCAACAUGUCCAAGACGUGCACUUGGCUGUACGAGACAUUCAACAACACGCUUCGCAUCGACUUUGACAAGUCCGAACGCACUGUGUCCCGCUUAUCGAAGACACUGCGCGAUCAUCGCGCGGAGGUCUUCAGUACUGCGCGCAAAUGAUACAACUCAACCAUUU